This is a messenger RNA of Cylas formicarius (sweet potato weevil), 3576 nucleotides long. RefSeq lists its product as uncharacterized. NCBI's taxonomy places the organism in Eukaryota, Metazoa, Arthropoda, Insecta, Coleoptera, Brentidae. The coding region runs from base 707 to 3427 and encodes 906 amino acids. The transcript is spliced from 11 exons. The record is from RefSeq and is a predicted model, not a curated record.
ACCACCGAACUGAUCGAGUGAAAAUUCAGAGCUUCCGCGUCGCGAAAAGUUGCCGACAAACUUUCACUUAUACCAAGUACCGUUUUUUUAGAGUUACACGUACGAUGCGGAACAUUUGGACUUUUGGAUUAAUGAAUAUCUAAGGAAUCCGGCGAAGACGCGAAGCGUAUUGUGGUUUGGGAAAAUGGAGACUUUAAUGGCGAAGGUCGCGCGAUUUUCAUCAACCCGAAAUAUGUUCAAACUUGGGACGACGUUCUCAGCAUCUUGACGGACGUUUUGCGACCGAAAGGUGGCUCAGUCAGCAAGUUGGUAAACUUGAGGAGCGAAGAAGUUGUUGAAUCCUUCGAACAGUUGGAAUCAAACGGGAGAUAUGCUGCGGUGAUCGAUCCAAAUAUGAAGCUAUCUAUAUCACGGUUCAAGACCUUAAGCCAAGGACGCGGAUUAGAUCGGACAAGACGUCUUCCGGAAAAGGUCGAUGCGGGAGUCGCAGACCGGGAAACUCCGACAUACGAGAUGUGCCGAAACGUUGCAUUAACGCAGACGGAAGUAGUCGCUAGGGGCGGGGCGUUGACUCAUCAUCCUGCGGGGUGUUUCUGCGGUCCUGAAGCAUGCGAUAGUGGGCAUUCACAAAGAAAAGGUGGAUAAAAAGACACAAAACGAACAAUUGGUGCGCAGUAAUUCCAACGGUCAAUUAUCAGUCCAAUCUAUGGGCAGUCAAGUGAAGGUCAUAAGAACUGAAUCGCGUACUAAAAUGUACACCCCGUACGGCACUAUAGAGUCAAAGGUUCAGUGUGCCAUUCCGCUUAAAUCAAAAAUAUGUCGUAAUCGUAAGGACUCAAAACAAAGAAACAACCCAGACAUGAAUAACACCCGAAUAGCUCAGAAGUCUUUGAAAUUAAAAUUUUGCUCCGAAAAAUGCGGUAGACGAGCCCAAAUCGGCAUACCAGACGCUGCGCAACUAUUGUGCAAAUGCCAGCCAGAAAACCAGAUGUUUCCGACGAGGGAAUCCAAAAAAUUGGAAACUAAUUCAAGAGCUCAGAGUAAAUCCAGAGCUGAGGCCGAAAAAAUCGAUAAGGAUUUGGAAGCUGCGCAAUAUGAGUCACAGACCGAUAACUAUCUGGACCAGUCGACAACCCACAGCAUCAUAGAUAUCGCGAAUGGUGAAACGCAAGAUGAGGUUGGUAAUAAACAGCAUAAGGAGCACUGCGUAGACGCCGAGAAAAUUGAUAAGGAUUUGGAUGCGAAAAGCGUAUCAAUCGUUCUAGAAGCUGAGCAAUAUGAGUCACAGACCGACAACCAUUUGGACGGGUCGACAACGCACAGCAUUAUCGAUAUCCCGAACGGUGAAACUCAAGAAGAAGAUCCAUCCGAAAACGUUUCGACAUACGAGGAUCAAAGUGUAGACCAUAAGGAUGAAUCUGAAACCAAAGCUUCUGUUCUGACAGAGGAACCUAAUGUCGCAUCGGAACAUGGUGCUAUCAGUAGCCUAAAGACAGACAGAGCAGAGUCCAAUGUCACCGAAAUGCAUAUCCUAAAUACAAACAAUCACUCGGAAAAUCUCGAAAAUCUCACAGGCAAGGUUGAAGAAGCAGGUGCCACUCAGCAGUCUCUAGAAUCGCCCGCCAUUAGCAUUGUCAAUGCAGAAACAGACCAAAACGUGAUGAUCGUAGACUCGCACGUAAAGAAAUCUGUUGUUGACUUUGCGAUUCAUAUGAACAGUGAACCCGAAAAUCAACUGGAACAACUCGCGGAUGAAUUGGUUCGAGUUGUAAAGGCCCACAGAAGUACUAUACAAUCAAGGUAUGCUUUAAAAGAGAAAGUAAUUUCAUGUGCAGAGUCGCUAUUGAAAAUUAUGCAUCCGGUAAAUAAUGAUUCACAUGAGUCUGAAGUAACUCAAGGGUCUGAUGCAGAAAGACGAGGUAGCUCGAAAUUAAAACCGAUGGUACUUUCCCAUGGUCCGUCUGCACUGGUUCUGGUCAAGCAAUUACUAGAAGAGAUACACCUACGAUCUGAUGUGAAGAGAGAAUUGGAACUUAUUUGGGAAAAUAAAGAUAGAAGUGGAAGCAUGGACAAAUCAUCCCAAGUUUUUGUUAAGUUAAUAGCCGACAUGCUUGCAAGCACACGAAAAGAUAGAAGGUCGAGCUCGUUGAGUUACAUUGACUUAGAUCAUACGGUGUUGAAGUCGAGUAAAGUUAGAGAAAGCGCGAGUCUUUUUAUGGCCGAAUACCUAACGGAAGGGAAAUCAAUUACCGACUUCACAUUUUGGAGUUUUUUACCACGGGUGUUUCACGAUUACGUAGUCGAUAACAUUUUCCCUAUUCCGCAAUUCGCUAAUGAACUGGUCGAACAAAUAUCCGAUUCGCUGGGGAAUACCAUAAAACUAUCAUCCGAAUUGAACGAGACGCAGAAGAAAACUGCUCUGGACUACAUCAACAGCUCCAAGUCUGCAGUCGAGCAAUUCAUCAAAAAUUUCCUUUGUUAUUGUUUAGAUGACGAUGAAGUAGUACAGAAUGUUAUCGAAGUCGGGCGAUUUGUGGAUGCCAACAUUCAUCAAUCGAGUGAGAUGUUAGAUAAUUUUUUGCAGGAGCUUGCCGACAAUAUUAUAUGCGGGAUGUACAAAAAGAAGCAGGAGAUAUUUGCAAAAACCGCCGCCCUGCUGGACUACGUCGCUAAAGAGAUUUUUGUUGAACUGGAACGCUUGUGGCCUAAAGCUACAUAUGCUUCCCAACUCAUCCAACAAAAUCUUACUCUCAAGGUGACUUUUGUAAACUUCGUUACAGAAUUUUUUACAAGAUUGGAAAGGGAAGAGCGUUACCUCGAAGAAGUGUUAGUAAAUUUCUUAGCCGAUUUGGUGUGUGAGAUGAAAUGGAGCCGUGACAAUCCGGAGAGGGAGAACUACCUCCAAGAAACUUUUGAACAUCUGGUAGGGGAACUGCAGAAACCAAUGAUUCUGCGCUCGCAAAAGGGAAGAAAUCAAAUAAAGGAGUUAAUUUUUGAUAUAGUACAAGAAGCAACAGCCGCAGUGCGGAUGAUAAAAAAAUCUGAAAACAAGCGUAACUCUGAAGGCGAUGAUGUCUCCAGUGGAUGGCAAGCCGAUGUUUCGGAUGCUUCGACUGACAAUUUGCCAAUCUUAGGACGCCCUUUUUAUUGGGCAAGCCACGCUAUGGACAAAAAUGCAUCAGGGCGAAAAGGAAAAGACCCGCAUCUCAGCUCCAUUUAUCACUCCAAAGAUACCGAUAGCAAUUCUACCCUAAAUGAGAUGGUGCUUCGCGUUGUCAAUGGUGUACCUAUCGAAAUGGAUCUCUCGACACUGGAAGUGCAUAUCAAAAAUGCGGUACGAGAAGUUCUAACAGAUCUGCGGGCGACAAUAUUGGAAUCGUGUUCUUGCUCGAAGUUGAAGCAUGAUCCGGCGGAUCGUGCUGAGUAAACGGGUUAUAUUUUGGCGUCAAUAAAAUCGUAGAUUAACCUAUCGAGAGGAUCUUCUCUGUGAAAUAUGAACAGCGAUCGAAAGUGCCAUUAUCUCGUCGCAUAGUGCAAGAAACAUCGAAAACCAUGGCUAAUCUAUCCAACAACUUU